Boeremia exigua is the source of this 1930-nucleotide messenger RNA. RefSeq names its product heterokaryon incompatibility protein-domain-containing protein. Bases 263 to 1930 code for a protein of 555 amino acids. The transcript is spliced from 2 exons. Lineage: Eukaryota; Fungi; Ascomycota; Dothideomycetes; Pleosporales; Didymellaceae. The record is from RefSeq and is a predicted model, not a curated record.
CAACGCUGGGAGCUGGGUGAAGCGAUUGUAGCGGGUUGGUGAGACUAUGUAUAUCAACGCAGUGUGUGUUUGCUAAGGUGUAUGCUUGAUUGAAUAUUGACGCAGAACAUCCCCAUGCGCUUCAGCCAGUCGAGCAGCGAUCUGGCCUGAUUCAACUUUACAAUGUCUCCAUCGAGCAUGCUACACUCCGGAAUCAGACCAAAGGAAGUUGAAUGACCGUCGCGAUAGCCCCCAGAUCGGCUCGCCCAAGAUAUCGAACCCAAUGGCACAAUGCCGCCACCCAGACAUCCAACUCUUCGACGGUCUCCGCUGCUGCCUCUCAUGCGGCGAGGCCGUCUUCGAGACCGCUGACGCCGCAAUCGACCAUCCCGCCUCGCCAAACUACCACUACACCCCCCUUAAACACACCCUCGGCUCCGAAAUCCGCCUGCUGAUCCUCUACGCCGGCCCGCCCUCCAGCGACCUCCUGUGCGACCUCACCGUCGCCAACCUCGCCGACCGCCCCGCCUACGAAGCCGUGUCGUACACAUGGGCCGACGGCGACGGCGACCGCUGCAUGGCCUCCUCCAUCUCGUGCCGCGGCAAGUGCAUCCCCAUCACGCGCAACUGCGACGCCGCGCUCAGGCGCCUGCGGCUGCCCAGCCGCAGCCGCCGCCUGUGGGUCGAUGCCAUCUGCAUCAACCAGCAGGACACGGCGGAGAAGAACUACCAGGUGCGGCUGAUGGCGAGCAUCUACACCAAGGCGUCGCAGGUGCUGGCGUAUCUGGGCGUGGGCGAGCGCCAGGUCAGCAGCGGGCUGGCGCGCGUCGUGCGGUAUCUGCAGGACGAGCAGGCGGUGGCGGACGAGGCGGGGGUGAAGGCCGGGCUGGCGCAGCUGUUUGGGCUCGCCUACUUUGACCGCGUGUGGGUGCUGCAGGAGGUCGGGCUCAGCCAGCUGGUGACGCUGAUCAUCGGGGCCGCCGAGAUACGGUGGACCGGGGCGGCGAUCGCGAAGACGCUGAAUCUGAGCGCGGCGUUUGGGAUCCAGGCGCCGAGUAUUCUGAGCUGGAAUCCAGCGAGUCGCCCGGAGGAGGAGGGCGACGUGCUCGCGGUGUUGAGUAAGAGCCGGAACUGCUCUGCUACGGACCCGCGCGAUAAGGUGUAUGCACUGCUGGGGCUGAUGCAUCCGGAUUUCUCAGCGCAGUUUGGCAUUGACUACUCGCUCUCGUACCCGGAGGUCUUCAUCAAAGUGGCCCGAAUACUCGCCGACGCUGAGACAGAUUCGAACACUCACACCGACAACAUCAGUCUCUCCACAGCGGCCUGGCGCCAGCGAAUUCAGCACACCGAGCUCCCUCCAACGCGCGAGCCACUCUCACCCGCAGACACCGAGUAUCUCACGCACCUAAUCUCAGCCCAACAGAACCAGAACCUCACGCACAAGAUCCUCUCGCGCAGCACCUCGCCCCCAGCUGCGUCACCAAACCUCCCCUAUCUGCAGCUCCGCGCCCACCGCCUCGGCACCAUCACCCGCGCGCUGGGCGAGAUCUCCGACGCCCGCCGCUUCUACGUCCCACACAGAGAUUGGCCCGCGCUGGGCUCGCGGCUGUGCGCGCGCUGCCACGACGCAGCGCUCGGGAGCUUCGGCGACGGUGGGCUGAAGGCGGAGCGCACAGCGCUGAACUACGCGAUUGAGAUCUACGGCGCGGGCAAGGUGGCGUUUACGACGAGCCACUCGGUCGGGUUUGCCAGGGCGCCGGUGCAGGCCGGGGAUGAGGUGUGGGUGCUGUAUGGCGCCGAUGUGCCGUUUAUUCUGAGGGAGGUGGACGGGCACUACGGGCUGAUGGGGGAUUGCUACUUGCAUAGGGCGGGUCAGCCGUUUCCGUGUAAGAAUUGCGGGGCGGAUAGGGCGCCGUGGCCGAUGCAGACUGAGGUCAUUGAUCUUUGGUGA